This is a messenger RNA of Penicillium lagena, 915 nucleotides long. RefSeq lists its product as uncharacterized. Bases 1 to 915 code for a protein of 304 amino acids. The transcript has a single exon. The record is from RefSeq and is a predicted model, not a curated record. NCBI's taxonomy places the organism in Eukaryota, Fungi, Ascomycota, Eurotiomycetes, Eurotiales, Aspergillaceae.
AUGACUGCCAGCAACGUACGGAGUACAGUUCGUUUCCUCGAAGAGCCCGACGUCCUCGAGCUGGACGAGGACGCGCAAGACUCGGCACACGUCGAGUCCUUCCGGUUACUCGAUCUGCCUUCCGAGAUCCGUGUGCUCAUCUACCAUUUCGUACUCUUCACACCAACACGAAAGAGCGCCCUCCGAUCCAAUGGCUCGGUCGGAGCCUCUGCAAAGAAAAGCAAACCGCUCGCGCCCACCUCUCAACGGAUUGCCCUGUUCCUCGUGUCGCAUCUCGUCCACGAUGAAGCAACCCACUACUUCUACUCCAGCCAGACCUUCCGCCUCUUCCCCGUGCAGGACUUUGCUCGCAUGCCCAGUGUGCGGGCCUUACCGCGUCGCCACCGCCCCUCAAUCACAACCAUUGAGCUGAUCCUGGGGUCCAGCUGGACCGCACCGCCGCGGUCCUGGGCUGUGAAUGCCGGGCUGGGACUGCAGGAGAUGGAGAGGGUGCGCACGCUCAAGGUGUUUAUUCAGUGUGAUCCAUCGCACCCUGUUUUCGAGGGAUUCCGCAUUUCCAAGGACUUCUAUACCGAGUUUGCAGGGGCGUUGUUUCAGCAGAUUGUUGAGCGCCUGCCGGGUCUUGUGCAAGUGGAAUUCGAUGCGUAUCCUUCGGUUCAGAAAAGUGGCUCAUUGAUGAGCCGUUUGUUACAUGAUACUGAGACGGCGCAAAAAAAGAUUCUGUGGGGUCCGGAGCGAGGUUGGACAGACUAUGAUGACAAUAAUCAUGACGACAAAGAAGAGGAUGAUGGUACUGACGCUGCUUUUGACGGACUUCGGGCUGCUGAGCCAGACCCGAGUGACGCGGUUGUUCGUGAGACAGACGCCGUGGACGCACUUGGAACCUCGCUCCGGGCAGUCACUCUGGGAUCGUGA